AUGAAGAUCCCUUCUCUGUUCAAGAACAAAGAAACAAGGCCUCCAUGGCAAUGGCCCUUGUGCAAGCACCCCAACACUCACUCUUUUCGAGCCGGGGAUGGCGUGCUCAAGGCCAUGGACUCCGCCUUCUUCAACCCCUCUGAUGAGGUUGAAACACCGGAGUCUUGGUUUACAAAGUCAUCGGACACUGCUAGCUUCACAACUGAUCAAUCAGAGGACUUUGGAGGGGAGUCAUUGGAGGUGAUCAUACGCGGCGUGCAAUCAGAGAGGCUGUUUUUCACUUGA
Molecule: messenger RNA, 285 nt
Organism: Cornus florida
Lineage: Eukaryota; Viridiplantae; Streptophyta; Magnoliopsida; Cornales; Cornaceae
Product: transcription repressor OFP13-like
Exons: 1
Coding region: 1-285 (94 amino acids)
Source: RefSeq, a predicted model, not a curated record